CGUGAGCCCGUAGACUAUCUAAUCUUCAUCUCUUCCACUCUCCCUUUUUUCUUACUGUUCAGUUGUUCUGCCCUACAUCGAUCGUCGUUGCCAUGGCGGAAAUGUCUCUUGAUCCAAUUAUGGAGAAGAUCAUCAGCUUUUGCUUCCGUUACGUGGAAGAUCAAGUCAGAUGGAAGAGACGCACGAAGGAGGAGCUGCGAAGGCUGCGAGAGAAGUACCCCAAGAUCCAAGCUGUCGUCCACUUUGCUUCCAGCCAAGAGCAGAUCACAGAGAAAUAUCCGGCUCUUAAAGAAUGGCUAUGGCAGCUACAAGAUGCCAUUGAUGAUGCAGAUGACGUGGUUGAUGAGCUGGAGUACAUGGAACUUGAAAAACAGCUGGCCAAAAACAAGAAGCUGAGAAGGGUGCGUUCCAUCAUGAAAUCCAUGAAGAAAAAACUCGUCAAAAUUGGCAACCGAGUUAUCAAAAGAGAUCCCAACUUCAAGCGACUGGAGGAGGCUGUGCAGAAACUUGAUGAAGUUUCGGCUUAUGUUACUAAUUUCCUUAAACUUUUUGAAGGCUCGAAGCAGGAACAGGAGCAGGAGGUUGAUUUCUACAGAACACGUGAAACAGGAUAUUUGCCUAAAAAUGAUCUCAUCGGGCGGCUCAAGCAUAAGGAGUUUGUUAUGCAGUGGUUGAGGAAGCCAUCAAAUGAGUCUCGGACAACUUGGUACAGAAACAUUUCUAUUCUAUCUAUCGUGGGACAUGGUGGUAUGGGAAAGACAACUCUCUUGCAGCAUGUUUAUGAAGAUGAAAUGACAAAACAAUUUGAUCUUAAAAUGUGGGUUUGUGUUUCCAACAACUUUGAUGCUAAAAAAGUCAUUGCAGAUAUGUUGGAAUGUCUUAAGAAGGAGAGGCCUCGUUUGGAGACACUUGGACCACUUCAAGGGGUUCUUAAGGAGGAGCUGAUGUCCAAAAAGUUCUUGCUUGUGCUGGAUGAUAUUUGGGUGAAGGAUGAGGAGAAGGAUAAAAGCAAAUGGGAAGAUGUGCUCGCCCCUGUAGUUUCUGGGGGUUUUGGUAGUAAGAUUCUGGUAACAACUCGAACGGACUCGGUAGCACUGAUUUUUGCAGAGGUAAUCCAAAAGGAGGUGGAAAAAGUUAAAUUAGAGGGCCUAGAUGAAGAUGAGUGUUUGCAGCUCCUCAACUCUCAUGCAUUUGCUGGUGUAGAGAAUCCCCCUGAUGAUUAUAAAAAAUUAAGAGCCAUUGCCGAAGAGAUAGUUAAAAAGCUUUUAGGAUCUCCAUUGGCUGCUAAAGUCAUUGGUGGUGUUCUGAAGAACAACUUGGAUGAAAGGCAUUGGAGGACAGUUCUAGAAAGCGAUUUAUUGGAUCAGAAUUCCAUCAAUUCCAUCUUAAGACUGAGCUAUAUAGUUCUGCCAAAUCAUCUACAAAAUUGUUUUGCAUUUUGUUGUAUGUUCCCACAAGAUCAUACGUAUUAUAAAGAUGAUAUAGUCCGAAUGUGGAUUGCAUUGGGUUUCAUUCAGCCAUUUCAAGGAACUAUUAUGGAGGAUAUCGGAGAAAGGUAUUUUAAUGUUUUAGUAAAAAAAAAUUUAAUUGACAAGGUCGGAGAUGACUACAAGAUGCAUAAUUUAAUUCAUGAGUCAGCAUCUAAAUUAUUUGCACAAAAAUGCGGUAAACUUGUGGUUGAUAAAGAGUCACCUCUCAAUCAGAUUUCUGAGACUAUUCGACACUUGUCUGUUCAAACUACAAAUCUAGACAUCUUAAGAAAGAUUGAGAAGUUUAAACAUUUGCAUUCUCUUUUCUUGUUCUACGAAGAUUCUAAUCAGGAUCUUGGCAGUGCACUUACUGAAAUAUUCAAAGCAUCAAGAUGCAUGCGCUUAUUAUACAUACGUACUGAUCAUAAAUUGGAAAUGAUACCUGAGGAGAUUAUAUAUUUGAAAUAUCUUCGAUAUUUGAAGAUAGAAAGAGUUAAAUCAUUUCGUUUCAAUAGGCUUCCAAGAUCUCUAAGUAAUCUCUAUCACUUGCUAUACAUAAUUUAUGGUGGCCCAGGGCUACUAAUCCAACCUGAAGAUCAUGAUUUCUUAUCAAGUGAAAUUAAUAACCUUUCUAACUUGCGUUACCUGGAAUUGCCCGUGGGUUCUUAUUUUGUGAUAUGUGGGAUUGGGAAGCUAAAGUUUCUUCAAGAACUGAAUAUGUUUGAAGUUAGAGAUGUGAGUGGUUAUAGAAUUGGGGAGCUGGAGAAUAUGAAUGAUCUUUGCAAAUUAGGAAUAAAUUGCCUUCAAAAUGUUAAGGAUGCUGAGGAGGCUUGUAGUGCCAAAUUAUGUGAAAAGAGGAGGCUCACAAAUUUGGACUUACGUUGGAGUGACACUGAUUCGAGGAACAUCAAUUUAGAUGAGUACGUGCUCGACAAGCUUCAGCCACCAAAAGGUCUAAGGAAUUUGAGCGUAUGGAGUUACAGGGGUGCAAGGUCUGCAAAAUGGAUGAACAAUGUCAAUUCGAUCUUCAAUCUAGAGAAAAUUGAAUUGCGAGAUUGCUUGGAGUGGGAAACUCUUCCUCCUUUCGGCCAACUUCCCUUCCUCAAGUCACUGAAACUUUCUGGCAUGCCGAAAGUAAAAUGGCUUGAAAGUAAAUUUAAUGGGAAUGAUAAAUACCGUGCUUUUCCAUUGCUAGAGGAGUUAUAUAUUUACGGAUUAGAAGCAUUAGAGGAUUGGUUUGAGGCAGGAGUAGCUGCUGAAGACGGAUGUUUGUUUCCUUGCUUAACUGAUCUGGUGCUGUAUAACUGCCCGAAGUUGAAAGAGUUGCCCUCUUUGCCUUCUGAGCUCAAGAGCUUGACGAUACAUAACAAUAUGGAGUGGACGACUUUGAAUUUUCGUAGCAAUUCAAAUCCUAUUCCCCUUGAAACAUUAUAUGUCGCUGAAUGUCCAAACAUUAUAUCUCUUCCUCUGGCUGAUGAAAUUGCAAGACUUGCAGCACUAAGAAAGUUGAAAAUUGAAGAGUGCCCCAAUCUGAUCUCUCUCGGAGAAAUGCAAACCAGUAAUAAUUGCCAUCUCAUGCUCAGCGAUCUUAGCAUAAGUGAUCCAUUGGUGUUGCUAAUGGAGCCAUUGAGAAGUAUCGCCUCCUUAAAAAAGCUGACUAUUGAGAAUAAUGAUGAGAUGGGUUCAUUUCCAAAUGAGGCGGAGCAGUUGUUUCUGAAAGAUGGGUCAUCUCUUUGUGAGCUGGAAUUCCUAUUUCUGAAAUCCUUAGAGUCUCUCCCUUCCUCCUUGGAAGGCUUAUCUUCACUUCAGAGCCUAUGUAUUUUUGAAGUUCCUAUGCUUCGGGAAUUACCGAACCUUCCUCCCAAUUUAGAAUUUCUAUCAAUAAUUUGUGGGGAAUGUCAUCCAGAGUUUAAGGAGCGCUAUCGAGAGGAUGGAGGCUCCGAUAGGCACAAGAUUGCUCACAUUCCUCAUAUGGAUAUUCGUGCUGGAUAAUAGGUACAAGUACUUUUAUGAAAAUUUCCUUGAAGAAUGUAAUCUCCGCGUGAACCAGUUUGUAUAACUUGAUGGAUGUACUCAAUUUUAUUUAUGUAUUAUUUGAUGGCCCCUUUAUAUA
This is a messenger RNA of Dendrobium catenatum, 3582 nucleotides long. RefSeq names its product putative disease resistance protein RGA4. Bases 93 to 3461 code for a protein of 1122 amino acids. Gene Ontology annotation, biological process: defense response to other organism. NCBI's taxonomy places the organism in Eukaryota, Viridiplantae, Streptophyta, Magnoliopsida, Asparagales, Orchidaceae. The record is from RefSeq and is a predicted model, not a curated record. Gene Ontology annotation, molecular function: ADP binding. The transcript has a single exon.